AAUAUGCGCAGCGAUUUUAUUGCGGUUGGUCGUUGAACCAAUUUUGCGGCAACUUCGUACGUGUACGUAUUACGUAUAUAGUAGACGCUCAGGUGUGCAUGAGUAUGGGUAGGCCGCCCGCCGCAGCGGUGAGCAAACAAUACUAGUAAAGUAACGAAAUUUUUCGUCUUUACUUAUCAUAAAUAAUUCGCGUAAAUUCGUGACUUUCGCGAUAGGAAAGAAAUUAUGUGAUGGUGAAGUUUUAUCGACCAAGAGGGUCAGCAAAGAUAUCACUUUGAGCGAUAAAAUAUACAUGUGUAUGCGUGCGUUUGUGCAAGUGCUUUUUUUACAUAUGGAAUAACUCCCGUCUGUAUCAGUGUGUGUGAGCGAGCGGUUUCGCAUGCUUUGCUGCCACCUCACACGACAGCAAAACGUUUAUGCGGUCACGAAAAUUAGCGCUUGUUACAAAGGUUAUAAAAUCCUUGUCGUGUAUUUGUUAUAACUGUUUUCUAUUUCGGGAUUAGCGAUCGCUUGUGUGUUCCAUCUGUGUGUGUAUGUGGAUAAAAUAAAGAGGAAAAUUCAUCAUGAGUUUGAUUGCGACUGACGAAGCGUUUUUUUCACGGCUGCUUCAAAAGUGUUUCUCUCAAUCAAUUAUUUGCUUCACCGAUGGUCUCUGUUAAGAACGGGUGUAAUCGAAAUUGUUUCUAUUGCUAUUCGUGAAAAAUGUGGUUCCCAGUUGACAAUUCUUUGGACUAAUGCUGCGUUGAAAGCGCAAUAAAGUGCCUCGAUUUCUUAUUUUUUCUUUUUCACCAAAGCUGAAAACACCAGGAUAAUGAGCAAUUUACACAAUUCGUCGAUGAUCGCAGUCGCGAUCGGUGCGACGAUCGGUGUUCUCGGUGCUGCUACUAUGCUGAUUUAUCAAAAAAUCGUUGAACAGAGACAAAACGCUAUGAUGAACGAUUAUGUAGAAAAUGUUGAUAGAAGAUUUGCUCAAUUGGAAGCUGAAUUAAAGAACGUCAGAAAUCAACAGAAAAAUCGUAAAUCUAGAGCCAUAACUCGUAAGCGAGUGACUUCUCUGAGCAGUUUUUGUACGGCUGAAGAUGGAGAAACAGAUGCGGAUGCGAUGUCCAUUGCUGAGACGGAAACAGCGGAUGAUGAGUUUUACGACUGUUCGGAUGAAGAAUUUGGAGGAGGAGAUACUGAAAAUGGGACUUCAAGAGCAAUGAAGGAUCUGAGGCUCCAGCUGGAAGCGUUGGAUGAGAAAAUGGAGAACGAGUUGUUGCUGGAGGAGGCAUUGUGCGAUCUUCGUUCGUUGGUUAUUUGGCACGACAACAACGUUGAAGUUAUUUCGAGGUUUGGAAAGGCUUGUUUCAAAAAUGCUAAUGGUAUUACGGAUCAAGCGAGACAGGAAAAAUUACUUCGUGAAGGUAUCGAAGUUUGCGAACGAGUUCUCGAAAUGGAUCAUGCUGAUUUGCACAAGUGGUACGCGCUGCUUCUCGGUUCGAGAACCGAUUAUUUGCCGAUCAAGGAAAAACUCGAAAACGGUAUGCGCUUUGAGAAGCACGUUAAAAAAGCCCUAAGUCUGAGACCUUCGGAUCCCACACUUCAUUAUCUCUUAGGAAGAUUCAAAUAUUCCGUUGCGGGUCUCAGUUGGAUCGAGAGAAAGGUAUGCGCAACACUAUUUGGCGAAGUUCCGCCGGCAACUUACGAAGAGGUGAUAAGACAUAUGGAGGAGGCGGAGCGACUUAGCGAAAAGCCAGAUAUAGAGUACAAGUAUUAUUUAGGGAUGGCGCACCUGAAGACUAAAUCCUACAAAAGAGCGAUGGAAUUAUUGCAUCAAGUCAAUGAUUUACCUGCCGAAAAAGAAUCUCAGGAAUCAUUGAAAAACGAAGCCAAAGAUGCUAUAACACAGUACUCGAGUUAUUCGUGAUGAACAAUCCAACGUUACGUUUAUAUUGAAACACGGGUUUAAGAGCUUCUCGCCGGAAUAAUGCGGAAUAUCGGCUCUCAUACGAUCGUAUCUUAUAGGCCCAAAUGUUCACCAAUGUUGUUGUAAUAUGAGAAUUGUACUAUCCAACGACCGCAAAUUUUAUUUUUCCGUUGAAUAUUAUGUUUCGUUUGUCAGUCAUGUGUCCAAAUCAAAUUUUUACACCGUUCGCAAAUACUUUUCUUUUGUAACUUCGAUUUUUUGUGAAAAUGUGAAAAAUUUCUCCAUCCUGAGAUUAGAUUUUUUUGUUUGUCGAUAUUUUAUUUUUUGACUAGACGAAAGUGGUAAUACGAGUAGUAUUCACUCGGCCUCGAGGUUUAUUAUGGAAAAAGUACAUUACAAAAUUAGCAUCACGAAGAUAUUUAUAUCGUAACCUCUUCCAAAAAAUGUGGCUUCAUAAGAAUGUAACGAAACACUGUAGUUUUACCAUAAAAUUUUUAGAGAUUGAACAAGUAUUUCAUUACAUUCUGAAAACGACUGACUAUCCGGUCAUUUUUCACAACGAAAGAGCUGUAAUGACAUCAGGAAAAAAUAAUUUCAACGGUUUCAAAAACACUUCGUUUAUACAAAAGUUAUCGCGUAUCAAACACGAACGCAUCCAUAUACGAGCAGAAUUUUAUUGUAAGUAACAUAAAAAAUGAAAAAAAAAUUGGAUUUAAAUGGAGUUGGGCAAUAUUCUUCCCCCCUAAUUUAUAAUUCAUUUCAUUCCGUUAGUGUUUAACAAAAGCGACUGAGAGAGAGACCCUCUUGUUUUAUUAAGGUGCUGGAUUAUAUUUUGUAAACAUUUACAUACGUAAAUCGUCCCAAAUAACGAAAAUUUUUCCUUCUUUUUUCUUCCUGCGAUCUCUAAGUAUUAAAAAAUACAAACCAUACAUAAAAUUGAGGGGAAAAAAAUAACACGAAUAUACGGAAAGUGAAAUAGAGUGGAUCGGAAAAGUCCUAAUCAAUUUAGAUAUAGGAAUAGGAGAACAAAACAAAUAUAUAUAAAUAUUAUAUAUAUAUAUAUACCGUUCCUUUUAUAUCUGCAAUAAAUUGCUGUCAAAAUAUGA
This is a messenger RNA of Venturia canescens, 3015 nucleotides long. Its product is annotated as regulator of microtubule dynamics protein 2-like. Gene Ontology annotation, molecular function: microtubule binding. Gene Ontology annotation, cellular component: mitochondrion; cytoplasm; mitotic spindle pole. The transcript has 6 exons. NCBI's taxonomy places the organism in Eukaryota, Metazoa, Arthropoda, Insecta, Hymenoptera, Ichneumonidae. The record is from RefSeq and is a predicted model, not a curated record. Bases 812 to 1909 code for a protein of 365 amino acids.